AUGAACGACUACGUUGAUUUAUUUUUUCAAACCAUUAUCACAUUAGUUAUUUCCUUCUUACUUGGUAUGGUUUUAAUUAAAUACUAUUUCAACAACAAAUAUGGCAACAACAACUUCAACAAUGGCAACAACUACAACAAUGGAAAUGGCAAUUAUCAAUCAAAUGCAUCACAAUAUUCUUGUCCACCACACUCUGAUGAAUAUUUAGCCCAACAAAGAGUUCAAGAACAGGCACAAAAAAAACAUCAAGCAAUUGAAGAAUUGCUAAAUCUAAGAAGACAAGAAUUGCAACAACAAAACCAUUUUAAUUUUGAAAGUAAACCUGAAUCAUACAAUGGCCCACCAAUUAUUAAUGAACCAUCAAAUUAUGAACAAAAAUCAUAUGAUCACCCAGAAUCAGAAAGAGAACCAUCCGUUUACCCAACAUUCAAUAAAAAUGAAGCACGUCAUUUUUUUUCUGAUGAACCACAGUCAUCCAAUUUUACAGAAACUGAUCAUAGUAAUAAAAGAGAACCAUCCGUGUACCCAACUUUCAACCACAAAGAAUCUCGUCAUUCUUUAAAUAAAGAACAAUCACCACAUGCUCCUCCAGAAUCAGCAACUUCUCCACCAGAUUCUCAAAAUGAUACAAAUCAUACUUGUAAAAGGGAACCAACAAACUACCCAACUUUCAACAAAAGUGAAUCCCGUCAUUCUUUUUCUGGUGCACCACAAUCACACAAUUAUACAGAAUCACAAUCCAAUGGUGCAAAUUUCAAUGGAGAACCACCAUCUGUAGAGGAGUAUAAUCAAGCAAAUAAGCUAAACUCAAAUCAAGUUAUUAUCAAAUAUUGGUCAAGUGCAAUUUUAUGUUCAAACUCAACGAAUUCCGUUCUUAUAGACUAUGGGGGUUAUGUUUAUUAG
Messenger RNA from Dictyostelium purpureum, 903 nucleotides. RefSeq lists its product as uncharacterized. The transcript has 3 exons. The record is from RefSeq and is a predicted model, not a curated record. NCBI's taxonomy places the organism in Eukaryota, Evosea, Eumycetozoa, Dictyosteliales, Dictyosteliaceae. The coding region runs from base 1 to 903 and encodes 300 amino acids.